GUACUAUUUGAUGCUGCGAAAGACGGACAAAACAUAGCGCCGAAAUAUGUACAUAGAACUACAAGAACUAUACGAAUCACUACGACGGCGAACGUGUUUUGGUCGACUAAUUGGAUAUGCGCUGACGAUGGUACCCGGAUCUACAGUCUAUGGAAAGACCUUAUGCAGACUAUCGAAGAGAGGAAUAUGGAACGUGUCACAGAAGCCAAGAGCGCAGUGGAAGAUGCCCAACACGAAUGGCGCCGCAAACGAGAGGAGAGCGACGAGAAGUUUGUUCUUCGCUACUUCGAGAGACACGACGGACGGUGGGAGCCUAAACUCGAGAUCCCUCGAUAUGAUUCUUCUGAAGCUAUACUAGAUGCAGUGCAGACCUGAAUAUGGCCUCCCAAGGCAGAAUC
Molecule: messenger RNA, 398 nt
Organism: Suillus fuscotomentosus
Lineage: Eukaryota; Fungi; Basidiomycota; Agaricomycetes; Boletales; Suillaceae
Exons: 2
Coding region: 163-375 (70 amino acids)
Source: RefSeq, a predicted model, not a curated record